AUGAAGCUCAGUGAUAUUUAUAAAGAAGUAAGAUACUUCUUGUCGGUGGAAUCUUUAGAUUCUAGGAUAGUACCUAAUACAGGUUUGAAGAAUGUUGAAUUAAAAGAACCAGAUUCAAAGUCGAAAAAGGGAUCAAAGAAGAAUAAGAGAAACUAUCCUGAUAGAUCAAAUCUAAAGUCUUCUAGUGGUAAUACAAUUAGCAUAGAAGGCACUAAACCACUAUGGGGAACAUUGGAGUUCAAGUUUUAUUAUGUUAUGUUUCUAAUUGUGGUACCAUGGAUGUUAAAAGUUGGUAUGGAAGCCAGCAAUGAGACUAACCCAAAUUAUCCUCAAUUUGAAAAUUUAUUAUCACAAGGUUGGAUCUUUGGUAGAAAAGUAGAUAAUAGUGAUGCUCAAUAUAGAUUUUUCAGAGACAAUUUGGUAUUGAUCUUUAGUUUGAUGUCAUCACAUGUAAUUUUGAAAAGAAUAAUAUUGAAAUGGUCUAAUAUUCCAAAAAUUAGAUUUGAUUUUUUCUUUGGCAUCUUCUUUUUGAUUGUUGCACAUGGUGUUAAUUCAUUGAGAGUAUUUGCACAUAUGUUUAUUAUGUAUUUAAUUGCACAUUUGUUUAAAUCUCAGAGAAGAAUUGCAACAAUUUUAUCGUGGACUUAUGGUAUUUCUUCUUUGUUCAUUAAUGACAAUUACAGAAGCUAUCCUUUUGGUGAUAUUUUACCUUUCUUAUCACCUUUGGAUUCUUCCUUUAAAGGUAUUAUUGAGAGAUGGGAUGUUUUCUUUAACUUUUCAUUGUUAAGAAUGUUGAGUUAUAAUAUGGAUUAUUUAGAAAGAUAUCACACUUUGAAGAGCAAUGAUUUGAAUAAGAAAAGAUUGGACUCCAAUUCCAAUUCUAAGACUGUUCCACAUAAUACAUUAAUGGAAUUGUCUGAAAGGGAAAGACUUACAGCUCCUCAUCCUUUAACAGCCUAUUCGCCUGUUAAUUACAUUGCAUACGUUACUUAUACUCCUUUGUACAUUGCUGGUCCAAUUAUUACAUUUAAUGAUUAUAUCUAUCAAACUGGAAGAACACUUUCUUGGAUUAAUGUUAAAAAUAUCAUAAGAUAUGCUAUUAAAGUUUUUGUUGCAAUAAUGACAAUGGAAAUUAUUUUACACUUUGCAUAUGUAGUAGCUGUUUCAAAGCGGAAAGCUUGGGAAGGUGACUCCCCUUUCCAAAUCUCAAUGAUAGGUCUGUUAAAUUUAAACAUUAUAUGGCUAAAGCUGAUGAUUCCAUGGAGAGUAUUUAGAUUAUGGGCAAUGUUAGAUGGUGUUGAUACUCCAGAAAAUAUGAUUCGUUGUGUUGAUAAUAAUUACAGUGCAGUUGCAUUCUGGAGAGCAUGGCAUAGAAGUUAUAACAAGUGGGUAGUACGUUAUAUUUAUAUUCCUUUAGGUGGAUCAAAGAGAAGAAUUUUGACUUCAUUAGCGGUAUUCUCAUUUGUAGCGAUUUGGCAUGAUAUUGAAUUAAAACUAUUGUUGUGGGGCUGGUUAAUUGUUCUAUUUUUAUUACCUGAAAUAUUUGCAACAUCCUUCUGCGCAAGGUAUAAAGGAAAGCCUUGGUUUAGACAUUUAUGUGGUUUGGGUGCUGUCAUUAACAUUUGGAUGAUGAUGAUUGCUAAUUUAUUUGGAUUCUGUUUAGGGAAAGAUGGCACUAUGUUCCUACUUAGAGAUAUCUUUAUGUCCUGGUCCGGUAUAUUGUUCUUUAUCGGUUCAAGUGGAUGUAUCUUUAUUGCAGUUCAAGUAAUGUUUGAACAAAGAGAAUCGGAAAAAAGAAGAGGUAUCAAUUUAAAAUGUUGA
Molecule: messenger RNA, 1821 nt
Organism: Vanderwaltozyma polyspora DSM 70294
Lineage: Eukaryota; Fungi; Ascomycota; Saccharomycetes; Saccharomycetales; Saccharomycetaceae
Gene: GUP1
Product: O-acyltransferase
Exons: 1
Coding region: 1-1821 (606 amino acids)
Biological process (GO): GPI anchor biosynthetic process
Cellular component (GO): endoplasmic reticulum
Source: RefSeq, a predicted model, not a curated record